Xyrauchen texanus (razorback sucker) is the source of this 1432-nucleotide messenger RNA. RefSeq names its product trypsin-like. Gene Ontology annotation, molecular function: serine-type endopeptidase activity. The record is from RefSeq and is a predicted model, not a curated record. The coding region runs from base 80 to 1015 and encodes 311 amino acids. Lineage: Eukaryota; Metazoa; Chordata; Actinopteri; Cypriniformes; Catostomidae. The transcript has 6 exons. Gene Ontology annotation, biological process: proteolysis.
GCAGUAGUACUUGCUUUAUGUGUCAUUCAAGCCUUCUCAAAAAAGAAAAAGCAGUCAGAACACAGACAGGAACAUAACAAUGACAUUUCACAUUGCUCUGCAUGUUGCUGGGGCAAUUUUUCUCAACAUUGCAUGCGCUCUUUGCCAAUUAGAUGUGUGUGGCCAAGCCCCCCUCAAAUCCAAGAUUGUUGGAGGGCAAAGUGCUGUUGCGGGGUCUUGGCCCUGGCAAGCGAGCAUUCAAAGAAUCUCCAGUGGAAGUCAUUUCUGUGGUGGGAGUCUAAUAAAUAAGGACUGGGUUUUAUCUGCAGCUCACUGCUUCCAGACCAUCCCUGCAUCUAAUAUUAAAAUCUACUUGGGACGUCAGUUCCAAAGAGGCUCAAACCCAAAUGAGGUAUCCAGGACAGUGAGUAAAGUCAUCAACCAUCCAAACUAUGGUUCAACUACUCAAAACAAUGACAUAGCACUUCUCCGGCUCUCUUCUUCUGUGACUUUUACUGAAUUUAUUCAACCAGUCUGCCUAGCUUCUUCUGGUAGUACUAUUGCUGCAGGUACUAAAAGCUGGAUCACUGGAUGGGGAAAACUAAAAUUUGCAGACACCACGCUUCCCAACACACUGCAGGAGGUGGAGAUACCAAUUGUGAGCAACAGUGUUUGCAGAUCUGCCUAUGGAGGUAGCAUUACCAGCAACAUGGUGUGUGCUGGACUAACUCAAGGAGGGAAAGACUCGUGUCAGGGAGACUCUGGAGGACCAAUGGUCAAUAAACAGGACAAAAAGUGGAUUCAGUCUGGCAUUGUGAGUUUUGGCAAAGACUGUGCAGUACCCAAUUAUCCUGGUGUGUACACCCGAGUAUCUGAAUACCAAAGUUGGAUCAACACUAAGAUAGACAGCAACCAGACUGGAUUUGUUUCAUUCAACUCCACUGGAACCCGUGGCUCCCCCAACCUCCUCUUAUUUUCCCUUUCUCUCUCAGCCUCCAUCAUCCCUCUAACCUUCAUCUCUUUUCUUAAAGACUGAGUAAUAACAAUUCUGAAGGUUCAUUGAUGAAGAGGACAGUUUGCUGAACACAGUCUUAUUAAUAAAGCAAGUUUGUGCCUACUGAUUUUUAGUGUUUGCCUAAUAAGAAUACAGUGCAUUGAUCUGUUAUUUAUUCUAAAACUGAGACAUAAAAUUCUAAUAUGUGUAAAUUCAAAAUGCUCAGUCAAUCAUCCUCUUUCAAGUGAAUGUUCAUUAACAGGAUGCAAUACAAAUGCACUGCAGUCAGUUUUAUAUUUAACUGUGGAUUUGUUUUACAAAUAACACUAACUUUGUCUCAGAGGCUAGAUUUCUGUUCAGCUUAAAACUCUAAAAUGAGCAAAUGUCUGAUUUGACUGAAUAAAUGAGCAAAUGUAUGAUUUAACUGAAUAAAUUAGAAAAUGCUGUGAUUUUUCUGUG